Messenger RNA from Annulohypoxylon truncatum, 1424 nucleotides. RefSeq names its product RmlC-like cupin domain-containing protein. The coding region runs from base 102 to 1262 and encodes 386 amino acids. The record is from RefSeq and is a predicted model, not a curated record. Lineage: Eukaryota; Fungi; Ascomycota; Sordariomycetes; Xylariales; Hypoxylaceae. The transcript has 2 exons.
AUCCACCCUCGUCCCUGAUUCGCGACCUACCUGAUUCUGUCUUACUAUUCGACCCAGCGUAAGAGUCUAUAAAACUAUCCUCUCGUAGCCUUCCGCCCCUCAUGAGGGCCUUAUCGCUUUCCAUCUCUAUUCUCGUAGCAAUACUUUCCAUUGUCCUAUUCCGGGAACAAGUAGCCGAGCUUGCGACCGUAUCUCUCAACGCCAUCCUAGAGAAAUUCAAUAAGUCCUACGACAAUAGUAGUAGUAGUAGCAGCGUCGCGACAGAUCGCAACACCGUGACGACGACGACGACCUCCGAUUCCGAGUCCGCAUCCCCUUUCUACAAUCCCAAAGAAAAGCUCGUCGCGACCGAGAUGUCUAUCCCGCGCGCAAUCCGGAAGGUCUUCCUGGCCGUCGAACAAGCCGAAGGCGCCGGUGCUCGAGUCCGCCGAUCGAUCGGCACCCCGCAACUGCGCAACUUCUCGCCCUUCCUCAUGCUCGACCACUUCAGCAUCAAGCCCGGGUCGGGCUUUCCCGACCACCCGCACCGGGGCCAGGAGACGAUCACGUACCUGCUCAGCGGCGCGGUGGACCACGAGGACUUCGCGGGCAACGCGGGCACGAUCGAGGCGGGCGACCUGCAGUUCAUGACGGCGGGGCGCGGCAUCAUGCACGCGGAGAUGCCGCGGCAGAACCCCGACGGCAGCGCCAACGUCGGCCUGCAGCUGUGGGUCGACCUCCCCGCCCACCUCAAGGCGUGCGAGCCGCGCUACCGCGACCUGCGCGCCGCCGAGAUCCCGAGCGCCGACCUCGACGACGGAAAGGUCCACGUUAAAGUUAUCUCGGGCCAGGCCGCCGGCGUCGACAGCGUGAAGGACCUCGCGUACACGCCCGUCUGGAUCCUCGACGUUACCAUAAAGCCCGGCGGCAAGCUGGCGCAGCCCGUGCCCGCGGGCUGGAACGCGUUCUCGUACCAGCUAGAGGGCAGCGCGGUGUUCGGUGUGGGCGAGGCCAAGAGGACGGUCGAGCAGUACCACAACUGCGUGUUCGAGGCCGAGGGCGACACGGUGGUGGUCGAGGUGCCCGAAACGGCGAAGGAGAGCGCGCGCUUUGUGUUAAUUGCGGGCCAGGUACUCGACCAGAAGGUCGUGCAGUACGGCCCGUUCGUGCUCAACUCGCCCGAGGAGGUCCGGAAGGCGUUGAUCGAUUACCAGUUCCACAUGAACGGCUUCGAGAGGGCUAAGGACUGGCAGAGCGAGAUCGGGAAGACGAUGGCUGGUUGAGCGGCCGAGUUGUUGAUCGAUGAUGAAUGUGCAUGUGUGUAUAUAUUCGCGGCGGCCAGAUGCCUUCCCCUGCCCUCUCACAGCCUUUUUUGGCAUUGGCGAAGUUUCUUGUAUAUAGUUCCCCCCUUUUUAAUUUUUGGCAAGCCACUGCAUUGGUUGGCU